This is a messenger RNA of Angiostrongylus costaricensis, 201 nucleotides long. NCBI's taxonomy places the organism in Eukaryota, Metazoa, Nematoda, Chromadorea, Rhabditida, Metastrongylidae. The record is from the annotation of a GenBank genome assembly.
AUGUUAGAGAUGUAUGGCCAAGGAAUGGUUAACGAACGCACAGAACAACGUUGGCCCGGAAAGUUUCACUGUAGCGAAUUCGACCUUGAUGAUGAGAAAGAUCGCGGAUGUUCCUCUGCUAUUGACAACGGUGAAUUAAAGCGUCGUUUGAAAGCAAGCGCAUGCGAUACCAUUCGAGAAUCAGAAGAAGAACCAUUGUAA